This is a messenger RNA of Lotus japonicus, 1289 nucleotides long. Its product is annotated as N-carbamoylputrescine amidase. The record is from RefSeq and is a predicted model, not a curated record. Gene Ontology annotation, molecular function: N-carbamoylputrescine amidase activity. The transcript has 9 exons. The coding region runs from base 117 to 1019 and encodes 300 amino acids. Lineage: Eukaryota; Viridiplantae; Streptophyta; Magnoliopsida; Fabales; Fabaceae.
UGAGAAUUUUUUAGGGGUUUGAGAUUCUGUGCAAUAGCGAAUAACAUUUAUACAGAGCUAUCUCCUCUUCAAACCAAAAGUGAUUCCUUCCUUGCUCUUCUGCUGCACCGCACCGCAUGGAGAAGAAGGGGAGAGAAGUCAUCGUCUCUGCUCUGCAGUUUUCUUGCACCGACGAUGUCUCCACCAAUGUUGCCACCGCCGAGAGGCUAGUUAGAGCUGCUCAUAGCAAGGGCGCAAAUAUUGUUCUUAUUCAGGAACUCUUUGAAGGUCAUUACUUCUGCCAGGCACAGAGAGAGGAUUUCUUUCACAGAGCUAAGCCAUAUAAUGGCCAUCCUACAAUUAUGAGGAUGCAGAAACUUGCGAAAGAGUUAGGCGUGGUCAUACCUGUUAGCUUCUUCGAGGAGGCAAACAAUGCGCAUUAUAAUUCAAUAGCCAUAAUUGAUGCUGAUGGAACUGAUCUUGGAAUUUAUAGAAAAUCACAUAUUCCAGAUGGACCAGGUUACGAGGAAAAGUUCUAUUUUAAUCCGGGUGAUACUGGAUUUAAGGUUUUCCAAACUAAGUUUGCAAAAAUUGGAGUUGCUAUAUGCUGGGAUCAGUGGUUUCCUGAGGCAGCCCGAGCUAUGGUGCUUCAAGGUGCUGAGAUUUUAUUUUAUCCAACUGCUAUUGGGUCUGAACCUCAAGAUGAAAACAUUGACUCUCGUGACCAUUGGAAACGAGUAAUGCAAGGGCAUGCUGGGGCCAAUUUGGUACCUCUUGUGGCUUCUAAUAGGAUAGGAAAGGAGAUAAUUGAGACUGAGCAUGGAAAAAGUGAGAUAAAAUUUUAUGGAAACUCCUUCAUAGCAGGACCUACUGGGGAAAUUGUUUCAAUUGCUGAUGAUAACGAGGAAGCUGUUCUUAUUGCUCAAUUUGAUUUGGACAAGAUCAAAUCCAUGAGGCAUAGUUGGGGGGUGUUCCGCGACCGGCGUCCUGAUCUAUAUAAGGUGCUUUUGACAUUAGAUGGCAAAAAUCCUGUCCAGUGAUAGAUAAACAGUUUUUUACUCUGUAAUUGUUGUAUAACCAUGCCUGGGGCGUUUUAAGCCUUCACAACUUUCCAGAGGAUUUAUCAGUCUCACUCACCAAGAAGGCAAGAACAAAAGGAAGUUCAAAAUGUCACAUUGUAAUUUAAUAAAUAUAUGUGGGGAUUAAAGAUCAAUCAGCAAAUUGAUUUGAUAUUUUGUUGUACACACAAAACAUAAAUGAUUCAUUUGAAUCACUUCAGAACAUUGCGUUCCUUUGGGAGGAUUUUUGAA